Molecule: messenger RNA, 1759 nt
Organism: Nelumbo nucifera (sacred lotus)
Lineage: Eukaryota; Viridiplantae; Streptophyta; Magnoliopsida; Proteales; Nelumbonaceae
Product: FHA domain-containing protein DDL-like
Molecular function (GO): protein binding
Source: RefSeq, a predicted model, not a curated record
AAAACUGAAGAAGAGAAAAAUCGACACGACCUUCAGAGAUAGAGGCCGAUAGCUUGAGUUUUACUGCCAUUGUUGUUCUACUACUACUGUCUCUGUUCUUCGGAUGAGUCCGGCAGUGCAUCGUAGAUCCCCAUCUAGGCGUGGCUCCUCCGAUCGUUCGGAGUCUCCGGUGAGGAGAUGGAGUUCCCCUCGCAGAAGAAGCCCAUCUCGUAGAGAAAGGUCUCCUGUUCGACAAAGGAGCUCUCCGAGAACCAGGUCUCCCGUUGGUAGAACCAACUCUUCUCACAGGGCGAGGUCACCCGCAAGGGAGAAACCUUCGAGAGAUAGGUCCCCAAUACACGCGAGGUCAGCCUCCCCCGUUUCUCGAUCUCCUUCUCCGCGUACGAAACGCCUGAGGCGAGCGCAGGCCGAGCGCGAGGCCGAAGGAGUCUCUGAUAGGGAACGCGAGAGGAAUGGGAGCAGCAGGGAAAAUGACAAAGGGAGGCACAGGGAUAGGGCUGUAGACAGAGAAGUUCCCAGAGAUAGAAGUGACAGAAGGUCAACAAGGGAUAAAAUUGAAGGAGGUUCUUAUAAGUCAAGACGUGAGCACUCAACAUCGCCGAAUGGUCGUGGCCACAGGAACAGACACGGUUCCCGCUCCCCUCGCAGGGCUGCUAAGACUGAAGCACGCCACGAGGUAACAAAUUCAAGAGGAACUGAACAAAAUAGGGAUAGUGAAGCUGAUUCAGUAGCUAAGAUGAAGGCUGCUGAGGAAGCUUUGGAAGCAAAGCAAAAGCAAAAACCUUCAUUUGAGCUGUCUGGGAAGCUUGCUGCAGAAACAAAUCGAGUAAGGGGUGUGACAUUGUUAUUUAAUGAGCCACCAGAUGCACGCAAGCCAGAUAUAAGAUGGAGACUGUAUGUUUUCAAGGCUGGUGAAGUGCUCAAUGAGCCCCUUUAUAUUCAUCGCCAAAGCUGUUACCUUUUUGGUAGAGAAAGAAGGGUGGCAGACAUCCCUACAGAUCACCCCUCCUGUAGCAAACAACAUGCUGUCAUUCAAUACCGGCAAGUAGAAAAAGAGCAACCUGAUGGCACAUUGUCAAAGCAAGUAAGGCCUUACUUGAUGGACCUUGGAAGCACAAAUGGAACUUUCAUUAAUGAUAAUCGCAUUGAAUCUCAGCGUUAUUAUGAACUUUUUGAAAAAGAUACCAUCAAGUUUGGUAAUAGUAGCCGAGAAUAUGUAAUGUUGCAUGAGAACUCAGCUGAGUAAUGGGUGUAGAUCUGGCCUGUGGAACCGAUGAGCUGACCCACUGAAUUUGUCCUUUUGUAUGUUAAAGAUCCGAUGGUGCUCCACUUGCAUAUAUGAAGGCAUUAUCUGUUCCCGAGUCAUCCACAAUCAAAUUCAACUGUUUCGAGUUUUUUGGUUACAGCUACUAGAUAGUGGUGCCAACAGUAGAAUGUGCAAAUUUAUCCAUCUUGUGUUUGGAGUUCUGAAACUACAAGGGUGUUUUAUAAAUGCCGAAUAUAUUGAAUAGGACGACAUUGUUCAUUCUAAAGCACAAGGUGUUUUCUUUCAUCUUUGCUCGCACAUCCAGAAUGCAAAUGGAUACUUUAACGAGGCCUAAUCAUUGGAAAGAGUUAUUUGGCUAGUGUAUAUCUCUAUUGGAUUUUGAUUUUCCUUUCAGUUUUUGGAGUGAUGAGUUAAUCUUCCUGUGCCAUAUUUUACAGCUAAGUUGACAUGUUCAAGAUUCUGCUUAAUAGGUUCAAUUACUUGUAUUAUUUU